AGAAACUGUAUUUUCCCUUGAUGAAAUCGCGUCAAGAGCAAGUCGAUUCUGUGAUCUUUGCUCUUGAUUGCGUUGACGAAACUGGAGCUGCAUUUGUGAAAGCUCCCGUGGAUUUUUAAGGUUGGUAGAGAUAGAGAAGCAAUUUUGCUGAAUUUUCUCGGCAUCAUUGAGAGAGAAAAUAAUCUAGUAUUUGAUUUGUUUUCAUUAAUUCCAUAGGAGCUAUUUUUUUAAGCUUCUUUGAUCUCUGUCGAAGGAUUUUUCUGUUUGUCUCUGCGGAAAAAUAGACUGUGAUCACAAAAAGAAAACUGAAUGCGCACUUGAUUUUUCUUGUUUUCCGAGUUUGUGGAAUUUUCCGUGAAUUUUAAGCUAUUGACCGGAGUCGGACGGUCGGAAGUUGGCGGGUGGAGAGUUUUGUUUGGUGUUUUGAGAGGAGGAGAGUUUUGCACGUGCAGCGGCGGGGCGGGCGUACGUGCGUCGUGGUGGUGGUGAUCUCGUGAGUCCCGUGAAAAAUGCCGCAUCGAACGACUUACUUCUUUCCUAGGCAAUUUCCGGAUCGCAGAUUCGAUGCAUCUUCCAAGCAAGUUUUGGAUCACGAGAAGAAGAUUGAUGAAGAAACCACUCAAAGCACCACCGAAAAUGACCUCAAAUCGUCGAGGACAUCAACAGGGGAAGAAUACUUGGCGCCAGCCAUACAGGCAUCUCUAUCAGAUCUUUUCACGGGCGAAAAGCUCUACAGUAACAAAAAGCAAAGGCUCGCCGCCUUUUUCGAUUGGCUGUCUGAGAAAAAGGGAAAUAGAUCAUCGAUUCACGUGAAAUCAUCACGGCUCUCGUCUAGUGACGAGGAUCGCGAGUUGUUACUUCCUCCGGAAUCGGGGCCUCCUGAUGCCAACGUGAUCAAUGACCGGAGCUUUGACCAGAACUUUGACCGGCAAGUGUCGCAGCCGAGGCUGUCAAGUGGGAGUAGCCAUGCUGGUAGCUUGUUCUUGGGAACUAUCGUGGAUGAAAUUUUGUCGAGCGAUGUAAGAGAUACAUGGACUAAGGAUUCUUCCAGGCGUGUGCCAACGACGACGGAGGUGGAGGAGGUGGUGGUGGUGGAGGAGGAGUCGAAUAAGGAAGGAGUAGCGCAGAGAUCAAAGGAGAGUUUCUACUUGCAGCUUACACUGGCUAGGAGGCUUACUUCCCAAGCAACUCUAGUUAGUGAGUCAUUCCUGUUGCAAGGGUGUGGUCCAUCGGUUGCUGAUGCCGAAACCGUUUCUUAUCGUCUAUGGAUGAGUGGUUGCCUGUCUUACAAUGAUAGGAUAUCAGAUGGGUUCUAUAAUAUUCUUGGGAUGAAUCCAUAUCUAUGGGUUAUGUGCAAUGAUUUGGAGGAAGGAAAUCGGCUACCGCCUUUAAUGUCACUCAAAGAAAUUGAACCCAGUGAGACACCUAUGGAGGUGGUUCUUAUUGAUAGGCGAGGGGACUCUCGCCUUAAGGAGCUUGAAGAUAAAGCACAAGAAUUGUACUGUGCCUCUGAAAAUACCUUAAUGUUGGUGGAGAAACUUGGAAAGCUAGUUGCUAUAUACAUGGGAGGAACCUUCCCGGUGGAGCAAGGUGAUCUCCACAAGCGUUGGAAAUUUGUUAGCAAGAGAUUGAAGGAUUGUCAGAAGUGUAUAGUGCUCCCCAUUGGCAGCCUAUCUGUGGGACUUUGCAGACAUCGGGCAAUUCUAUUUAAGAAAUUGGCAGACUGCAUAGGUUUACCAUGUCGGAUAGCUAAAGGUUGCAAAUAUUGUGCAUCAGAUCAUCGGUCUUCUUGCCUGGUCAAAAUUAAAGAUGAUAGGCAGUUCCCAAGGGAAUAUGUGGUUGAUCUAGUUGGGGAACCAGGAAAUGUCCAUGGUCCGGAUUCCUCAAUCAAUGGAAGCUUCUGCUCUCCAGUGCCUUCACCACUUAAACUUUCUCAUCUAAAAGAUUUUCAACAACCUUACAUGGAUGAUUCUUCAUGUCAGAUAAUCGACUCAGACAAUUCAUGUUCUGUCCUGGAGAAUCCUCAGCAUUCAGGUACUUUUGAUGAAUGUCAAGAGUUGGAAGCCAAUAGUUUAUUUGGAAAUCAGAAGGGUUUAAUGUAUGCUCAAGUUGAUCAAACUUGCCUUGGAAAGGAGGAAGCUGCUGCUGAAGAAUUGAUGCAGGCAAAUUCUGGACUUGGUGGAGAUACAGUUGUCACCCAACAGCCAUACAAAAAGGAGAUUGCUGUGACUGGAAGCCAGGUUACAAACAGCGUCAAGCAGCGUAAAGUUAAUGUAUCCCGUCAGUCAGAUGUGGAACAUAUUGAGACUGGAGUUGGUAAGGAGAGAUUCUCUUCUGUAGCCAUCCCAAGAUACCUGAAUCUUGAACCUUCCCUUGCAAUGGAUUGGCUUGAGAUAUCAUGGGAUGACUUGCGAAUAAAGGAGCGUGUUGGUGCUGGCUCAUUUGGAACUGUGCAUCGUGCUGAAUGGCAUGGAUCCGAUGUUGCUGUCAAGGUCUUAACUGUCCAAGAUUUUCAUGAUGAUCAAUUGAAGGAGUUUCUAAGAGAGGUUGCAAUAAUGAAGCGUGUCCGACAUCCAAAUGUGGUACUCUUCAUGGGGGCAGUAACAAAACGACCUCAUCUGUCAAUAGUGACAGAAUAUUUGCCUAGGGGUAGCUUAUACCGCCUCAUUCACAGGCCAGCUGCUGGAGAAAUGCUUGAUCAGAGGAGACGAUUACGCAUGGCACUCGAUGUGGCAAAGGGAAUCAACUACCUUCAUUGUCUGAAUCCUUCUGUUGUUCACUGGGACCUUAAAUCUCCGAAUCUGUUGGUUGAUAAGAAUUGGACAGUAAAGGUGUGUGAUUUUGGGUUGUCCAGAUUCAAAGCAAAUACUUUCAUAUCCUCAAAAUCUGUUGCAGGAACAGCUGAGUGGAUGGCCCCAGAGUUCCUGCGUGGAGAGCCUUCAAAUGAGAAAUCAGAUGUUUAUAGUUUUGGAGUGAUCCUGUGGGAGCUUGUGACCAUGCAACAACCUUGGAAUGGACUUAGUCCUGCUCAGGUGGUCGGUGCUGUUGCUUUUCAGAAUAGAAGGCUCACUAUUCCACCAAAUACCUCCCCCGCAUUGGCUUCUCUCAUGGAAUCUUGCUGGGCUGAUGAUCCUGCCCAGCGCCCAUCUUUUGCCUAUAUAGUUGAGACGCUGAAGAAGUUGAUCAAGUCUCCAUUGCAGUUGUGAUACAGGCUGGUCGUGGGCAACCGGGCAUUCAUCAACUGAAGCUGCCUUUUUACAGCAAAGUAUUAUAAUAACCUAAGCUGAUUUUGGAGGUUUAGUACUUUGCGCUUUUUUUUUUUUAAUUUACAAUCAAGACAGCAAGUCUUGGUAGUUAUGUUGCACUGACAUAAAACCAUUUUGGUUCAAGGCAACUGUAGACGUGUUUCUUCCCUAACCUACUUGCAAUGCCAUCAAACCAAUUGCAAUGGGGCUUAUAUCCACCAUUGGAAAAAUAUAGCAAACCAUUGCUGUGUUUAUAUAGGUUUUCAAUGGGAUAGCUUUCCUGGAAGUUGUAUCAAGCAAAUCCUGGAAGUUUAAGAGAUGGGAUUUUGCUUCAGAACUCGGUGUUGUAAUAUCAGCCUGUCUAAUAUGUUAUUGUUGUCUGACGCCAGUUUUAAUGAUAUCCAAACUCCUGGGAAGAUAUGUAGCAUAUGGAAAUAAUUCGCAAGCACUCUU
Messenger RNA from Rubroshorea leprosula, 3698 nucleotides. The record is from the annotation of a GenBank genome assembly. Lineage: Eukaryota; Viridiplantae; Streptophyta; Magnoliopsida; Malvales; Dipterocarpaceae.